GCCUCACACAUGCAGAGCCAGAUUAAAUACAAGCAGGGUUUGCAGACGGACCUUUCUUCCACUCUGUACUCCGGCCUUCCAGAGACCAUCCAGACCCAGCUGGCCAAGGAGAUCACUGACCUUCAGAGCCAGGUGAAGUAUAAGGAGGGAGGUAAGGCCGAGAGCUCCACGCCUCUCUACCACCACCUCCCAGAGACCAUAGAUACCAGUUCGCCAAGCAGAUGUCAGAGAUCCAGAGCCAGCUGCAGUACAAGAAGGACAAUGACGACCUGUCCUGCACCCUCUACUCUCUGCUCCCAGAGACACUGGAGACCCAGUUUGUUAAGGAGAUGGCUCUCACACACAGUGAGAGUCCACCCGCUAGGAUAUGGAAUACUGUUUCACCUGAGGCAACUCCAUCUAAAUCAUGCUAAUUAUAAAGCAGCAGUGAAGGAACAGAGUGGCUCGUCUCUUUACUCCAAACUCCCAGAGACUUUAGAGACGCAACGCGUGAAGGAGGUCACACAACUCCAGAGUGAGAACCGCUACAAGGAGGAGGGGGAGAAAAGAGGAGGAUUCCCGUACGCUCACCCUGACACCGCAGAGACCCAGGGCAGGAGAGUGACUGAGAUACAGAGGGGGUCUCAGUACAGCCUUCUAGUUCCUACCUCGGUGACCUCUGCCCUGACCUGGCAGCAGCUAGGAACCUCUUCGACCCGAUGGGCUGCAAACCUGGCCUCGCAACCGGUUCACCCCGAGUUGGACCGAGUGUCAGGAUGA
Molecule: messenger RNA, 759 nt
Organism: Gadus chalcogrammus (walleye pollock)
Lineage: Eukaryota; Metazoa; Chordata; Actinopteri; Gadiformes; Gadidae
Exons: 8
Coding region: 10-759 (249 amino acids)
Molecular function (GO): actin filament binding
Source: RefSeq, a predicted model, not a curated record